Pogona vitticeps (central bearded dragon) is the source of this 1721-nucleotide messenger RNA. It is a transcript of the gene GNA11, whose product is annotated as G protein subunit alpha 11. Gene Ontology annotation, cellular component: heterotrimeric G-protein complex; cytoplasm. Gene Ontology annotation, molecular function: guanyl nucleotide binding; GTPase activity; G-protein beta/gamma-subunit complex binding. The record is from RefSeq and is a predicted model, not a curated record. Lineage: Eukaryota; Metazoa; Chordata; Lepidosauria; Squamata; Agamidae. Gene Ontology annotation, biological process: adenylate cyclase-modulating G protein-coupled receptor signaling pathway; phospholipase C-activating dopamine receptor signaling pathway.
UCCGUCCGGGAGGGGGGGCCGUUGCUAGCGGGCAAGUUAGGUUGAGGCCCCCUUUCGAUUCCCCCUCCCCUUCUCCUGGUUCUGCCUGGAUGUUGUUGUGAGGCGGGAGGGCGGCUGUUGAAGUUUGGUUGGCGUCGCGGGGGGCUGGCCGUGAGAGCGGCAGCGCGAGGCGGCGGGGAGAGCUACGCGAGGCCGAGGCUCCGUGUGCGGCCUAGCCGCCGCCGCUGCCGCCACCACCACCUCCUUUUCUUCCCCCCAUCUUCCCGGCUCCGUUCCUCGUUUCCGGCCAAAGGAACGGGAAGGCUCGAGUUCGCCGCCGCCGCCGCCAUGACGCUGGAGUCCAUGAUGGCCUGUUGCCUCAGCGACGAGGUGAAGGAGUCGAAGCGCAUCAACGCCGAGAUCGAGAAACAGCUGCGGAGGGACAAGCGGGACGCCCGGAGGGAGCUCAAGCUCCUCUUGCUCGGCACUGGUGAGAGUGGGAAGAGCACAUUCAUCAAACAGAUGCGGAUAAUUCACGGCUCUGGCUACUCUGAGGAGGACAAAAAGGGUUUCACCAAGCUGGUGUACCAGAAUAUUUUCACUGCCAUGCAGUCGAUGAUCAGGGCCAUGGAAACCUUAAAGAUUCUGUACAAGUAUGAACAGAACAAGGCCAAUGCGCUCUUGAUCCGGGAAGUGGAUGUAGAAAAAGUCUCCUCCUUUGAACAGCCCUACGUAAGUGCAAUUAAAACAUUGUGGAAUGACCCGGGAAUUCAAGAAUGUUACGACCGGCGGCGAGAAUACCAGCUCUCUGACUCGGCUAAAUACUACCUUACUGACGUGGAUCGUAUCGCCACCCCAGGGUACCUCCCAACCCAACAAGACGUCUUGCGAGUCAGAGUGCCCACCACAGGAAUCAUAGAAUACCCCUUUGACCUAGAGAACAUUAUUUUCAGAAUGGUGGAUGUCGGAGGCCAGCGGUCAGAGCGGAGGAAAUGGAUCCACUGCUUUGAAAACGUCACCUCCAUCAUGUUCUUAGUCGCCCUUAGUGAAUAUGACCAGGUCCUGGUGGAAUCGGAUAAUGAGAACCGAAUGGAAGAAAGCAAAGCCCUUUUCCGGACCAUCAUCACCUACCCCUGGUUCCAGAACUCCUCCGUCAUUCUUUUCCUGAACAAAAAAGAUCUUUUAGAGGACAAGAUCCUGUAUUCGCACCUCGUGGAUUAUUUCCCUGAGUUUGACGGCCCUCAGAGAGACGCGCAGGCCGCCCGGGAGUUCAUCCUGAAGAUGUUUGUGGAUCUCAACCCCGACAGCGACAAAAUCAUCUACUCUCACUUCACAUGUGCCACAGAUACGGAGAACAUCCGGUUUGUCUUUGCCGCCGUCAAGGACACGAUCCUGCAGCUCAACUUGAAGGAAUACAACCUGGUCUGACCUUGAGUCGCUUGCCCUCUGUUCCUCCCAGUCCCCCUCCCUUCUUCCCUUCCUCCCCACCCACUGUGCUUCCCACAUACCCCACCCCACCCUGUCCCAAUCUCCCUGGGGAGACCUUUUGUCACAAAGAAAGUUAAGACAAGAGAAACCCCACACAUUUAACAGAAUUGUACAGGAAGGAAACACACAAUCUUAAUUUUUAAUGGUGUAAUGAUUGCAGAUUGAUCUGUGGAGUGGCCAAAGGGGGGGUUUGCUUUUGUUCCAUUUUUGUCUGUUUGUUUCACUCACUGUUAUAUCACGCCUGGCCCACGGAA